Messenger RNA from Calliphora vicina (urban bluebottle blowfly), 8011 nucleotides. It is a transcript of the gene hzg, whose product is annotated as herzog. Gene Ontology annotation, molecular function: RNA polymerase II CTD heptapeptide repeat phosphatase activity. NCBI's taxonomy places the organism in Eukaryota, Metazoa, Arthropoda, Insecta, Diptera, Calliphoridae. The record is from RefSeq and is a predicted model, not a curated record. The coding region runs from base 1383 to 2420 and encodes 345 amino acids. The transcript is spliced from 6 exons.
AAAGAAGAAGACUUUUUAACAGUGUUGAUUUGACAUUACGAGAAGUUAAACGUGUUGGAAAACGAGCGGUCGCAAUUUUAGAAAUACACGAUAAAAAUAAAUUUUACAUUUUUAUAUUAAUUUAAAAUUUUUGUGUGUUUAUACGAGAUAGACAACAAAAACUAGAAAAUAAACAACAUUAAACGAUUUAAGCCUAAUUUAAUUAUAAAUUAAUGGUUACAACUUAAGCUUAAUAGUGAAAACUAAUAAAAAUAUAUUUUAUUUUGUACGAAAAAAAAUACAAAAAUAAAAUUUUUCGAACUGUUGCGCACACACCUUUUCAUAUAACCAUAUAUAUAAAGGCAAAUAAUACAAAAAAAAAACUGAAAAGUAAAUACGAUAAAAAUAUAUAAAAAAAAGCCAAGUCGCGCAAAGUGUACGUACAUAAAAUAAUAAAAAAAUUAAAGAAAGAUAAGAAAACACAAUAAGAAAGAAAACAAGCAACAAAAUUAGUGAAUGAGCUCACACAAAGUUUUGGCAAAGAGCAAAACAAAACAAACAAAAAUGCAAUAACAAAGUAAAGGAACAAAAAUAUAAACCGCAAAAAACGACGAAAAAAUCCAAAACUAUUUUUAACGCAAAAAAUUAUAUUAUAAAAGAUAAAAGCAAAAGAAAAUAAAGAAUUAAAAGAAAAUUACGUGUUGCCUGAAAUAUUUUUGUUGAGUGAAUUUGCUUUGUUGAAAAAGUUGAAAAGAGAAUAAAAAUUAAUAGAAGGCAAAAAAAAGAGCGAGCAAAGUAAAUGAGUGUGUUUACUUUAAGAAAAAUGCAUUACUGAUAAUAAGAAGAAGAUUUAAAAAAACAUCACUACAAACGGCAAAAAUACGAGUCAUCAAUUAAAUUUGUGUUUUCUUAAUUUUCUUUUUUGUGUUGAAAAUUCAGUUUAAUUUUCGUCUUUUCUUUUGAAAUAGUGUUAAUUUUUCUAAACACUAACAAACCAGUGCAAUAUUUCUAUAAGAAAAACACAAGAUUUUAAAACAAAAUUAAUGGUUAAAAUUUAGAAAAAUUUUUCUUUUACCGCAGCAUACCGCCCAGUGUUUUUACAAUAAAUUUUCUUUUAUUCACAAAUUAGUUGUCGUUAUUUUUUUUUUUUAAAUCACUUCACUAAAAAGAAAUUAUAUUUUCUGAAAAAAAUUAAAUAUAAUACGAAUUAAAGUGCAUUUUUUGUGUGAAAUUUUUUAAAUAUAUUUUAUAUUUAAAAUAUUUGUCUUUUAACAAAUCCUGAUUUGUUGAAAUCAUCCAGCUAUCUCUAUUAAUUUCCAACAUCAGAGGAUCAACACAUCGAUUUUUUUUGUGUUUGUUUUUAAAUUUAUUUAUUUCUUCUGUAAACAACAUUUUAUGCUUAAAUGGAUGCAACAUCUAUAAUCACACAAGUCGCCCGCGAUGAUGAACAAUUGAAUGUCUAUCCCAAUGAAAAAGAUGACGUGGAACGUUUAAAACCACAAAAACGCGGUUUCUUUCAAUCAAUUUUAUGCUGUUGGCGGCGUAAUCGUACAAAAACAAAUCAAAAUGGCACACCCAUUGACGGUUCAACAACACCGCCACCAUUACCGGACCAACAAAGGUACCUACUACCUCAGGUUAGGCAUUCGGAUAUGCACAAAAAAUGUAUGGUUAUCGAUUUGGAUGAAACAUUAGUGCACAGUAGUUUUAAGCCAAUUCCAAAUGCUGAUUUUAUUGUACCAGUUGAAAUUGAUGGCACCAUUCAUCAGGUGUACGUUUUAAAACGGCCCUAUGUUGAUGAAUUCCUACGAAAGAUGGGCGAAUUAUAUGAAUGUGUAUUAUUUACAGCAUCACUAGCCAAAUAUGCAGAUCCAGUUGCCGAUCUGUUAGAUAAAUGGAAUGUUUUUCGUGCAAGACUGUUUAGGGAAUCAUGCGUUUAUUACAGGGGUAAUUAUAUUAAGGAUUUAAAUCGCCUUGGACGCGAUUUACAAAAAAUUGUUAUUGUUGAUAAUUCACCAGCUAGUUAUAUAUUUCAUCCAGACAAUGCGGUUCCUGUGAAAUCAUGGUUUGAUGAUGCCAGUGAUUGUGAACUAUUGGAACUGAUACCUUUGUUUGAGAAAUUAAGCAAAGUCGAUUCUGUAUAUAGUGUUUUGUGCAAUUCAAAUAAUCCCUUAAACAAUCACAAUCAACAGCAGCAGCAACAACAACAGCAACAACAACAAGCACAGAACCAACAGCAACUGCAGCCAACACCACAACAUCAAAUGAAUCAACAACAACAGCAGCAGCAACAACAGACUAUAACAGCAACAACUAUUAUAACUCAAGCUUCAACAUUAUCCACGCCAACAAUAUUAACGUCACAGCAACAGCAGCAAAUACAACAGCAACAACAACCAGGAAGUCCGCCCAAUUCAAAUGAUUUAAACAAUAAAACGUAACAUCAGUGGGAAUUAAUGUUUAUAAAUAUUUAAUUUUCAAAAAUUAAAAAAACCCAUUUUUUUGUUUAAAAAUUAUAAAAAAAAAGUGAAAAAAAAAUUGCAAAAAAAAUAAGAAUUGAAAAUAAUGCAUAUUAUAUAUACUAUAUAUAUUUUUUAAAAAAUAAUUUAUUUUUUAAGAUUUUAUUUGUUGAAAAAAGAAAAAAAAAUAACAUUAACAGAAUUAUUUUUUAUUUUCUUAAGUUGUUUUUAUUUAACAUUUAUUUAACUUGACACAUUUUGUUGUUUUAAAAGCGAUAUUUUUUUUCAAAUGAUUUAAGAAAAAUUUAAAGAAUUUACGGUAAAUUUGAAAAUUUGUUAUUUAAGAACGAUUUCGACUUUAAAAAGAAAAUUAACAAAAAUUCAGCAAUCGAAAUUAUUAAAUUGUAAAAUAUGACACUCAAAAACUAUUUGAUUUUAAAUAAUUGUAAAUAUUGCGAUUUCGAACUAAAUACUUUAUUAAAUGAAAGUAAUCAACUGAGAGCUAUUGGUUCUUAUUCGAUAAUAUGAAAUUUUAAAGUUUAUUUGGACAUUACGAAAACAAAUGAAAACUGUACUAAUUCGAACUAAAAAUUUAUAAUAAAAAAAAAAUUAUAAAACCAUCGAGUUCUUAUUUAUAAGUAUAUUUAAAAUCAAUUCGAAAAUAUGAAAUUUAAAUUAAAAUAAAAAAAAAAUACUAAUAAAGAAUAUUAACAACUUAGAGCAAUUGGUUCUUAUUCAAAAUUAUAUGUUUUCAGAAUGGUUCGAAACAAAUUUAUGUACCUUUUAAAAGUGAUCUGUUGGUAUUAAAUAAAAAUCUUAAAAUCACUUCUUAAAAUAUGGUUAGUUUAUUUUAAGAAAUUAUUAAAUGAAAAGAAGCCAAUUCGAUUCAAUUAUUUACUUAUGUUAUGUUGUAUUUAACAUUAUUAUUUGACAUUUCUUGAGGUAUUAUCAGAUUUUUAUACAGACAGUUUUCAUUUUAUCUUUAAUCUAGUACGAAACUAUCGUAGGCGUAAGACGUUUACGCCAACCACGAUAAGGAUGAAUAAUUUGAAAACUAUGACAGCUACUACAUUUCACUCCGAUUAUUCGAAGCUCUUUAGAAAUAGAUUAUUAUUUAUUUAAUUAUUAUUUUCAAAAAGUUAUUUGGUGAUUCAAUUAUAAUAUAUUUUUUUUAAAUUAUACAGUUUCGAACACAAAAAACUAAAUUUUAUAAAUAUUUUGGUGCCAUAUUGAAAAAAAAUGGCUUUUAUUCUGUAAUAGUGUUGGGCAUAAUCGUUCGUUUUACCGAUUGUUCAUAUUUAUUCAGAACAAAUAUGUAUUUGCAGAACAGGUGAUAUUUUUAAAUAAGUUUUUUUCAAAAUAUAAGCGGUAAUAAUCUACUGUAAUUUCAAACGAAUAAAGUCAAAAAAAGAACAUCUUCUCACAAACUUGUGAAUAUAUUUCUUAUAUGGAAAACUUCAUGUUAAUAUCGAAUUAAAAUGCCAGUUAUAUACCACCAGUCUUGAACACAUUCCGUUCGGAAUGUUUUCCAUUUCGUAGUUACUAUUCCUAUCGCUUUAGUUUCUUCAAAUUCCGUUAAUUUUAUAACUUCGCAAAACUUUUAAUAAGUCUAUUUACUUCAAUUUUAAAUUGAAAAAGCUUUUUGCAUUACAAAACCAAAACGUAAUGGAAUUUAUAAGAAAUACAAAAAAAUAUCAGUACCACUUGUAAAACUAGAAGUGAAUUCAUUUCGAAAAACGUUUUCGUUUUAUUUUUUCCAAAGCGGCAAAUUGCGGAAUUAAUUCCACUUUCGAUCAGAAUGUAAUGCUGUGACAGCAGGGAUAAACGUAAGACAUUUAUCGACGUUGACAUUCGAAAAAAACUUUAUUAAAAUAUGAUCAAAAUUAAAGUUUUAAUACACUAUUUCAAUAAAUUUUAAAUGAAUGGAAACUAAUUCCAAAUUAAAAUAAAUUAUUUUACAAAUAUAUUCCUCCAUUUAAGAGGAAUAUCUGUGUUCUAACAUAAUAACAUUCGGAAUAAAUGGUUGCAUUCCAAAAUCAAAUAAGUUUCAAGGAAUUAGACAAACAAAUGAAAAUGUUUUCAGUCAGUUUGAAAAAGAAAUUAUAAAAUUAAUUUGUUUUAAAGUUAAACUGGAAUUCGAAAACUAAAAUUACGAAUUUCUAUGUUAAAUACACUAAUUAUUCGAAAGUGUUUUAUUUUGAAUCAUAUUACGAAGUAACUCCUCUGUUUCAGAGCUUAAAAUUAAUUUAUUAAAUUUGAGUUUAAUUCACUAAAAUAUUAAUUUGGAAUUAAAAAAUGUCAGCUGUUCAUACCAUAAAUCCAUUCCGAACAUAUAAUUCUUUAGCUUCAUUCAUCGUUGAAUUAAUUCAUAUGAUUCAAUUUUUGUUAAUUGAAAUCUAAUCCAAACUGAAUUAAAAUUUUUUUUCUUUGCUUUAAUCAUUUUCAAAAUUGACUUAAUCCUUUUUGUAAUAGAUUUGAAUUGAAGAAAAAAUUUAAUCAUUCAAUACAUUUUCAAGACUAUUAUCAGGCCUGUCACAGCAAACCAUUUCAAUCGAAAGUGGAAAUAAUUCCGUAUUUCGCUUAUUUAGAAAAAGUAGAAUGAAAAUUUCUUUCGGAAUGAAUUGGAAUUGACAUUUCCAAUUUAUUACUUGUUUUUCUUAAAAUUUUAAUCAAUUUCUGUACCAAAUACUUCACUUUUGUUUUAAUAUAAAAAACGCUGUCAAAUUAAAAUCAGAAAUACAGAAUUAUUAAAUAUUUUUGGAAUUAACAAAUUACACGGAAUCUAAAGAACCUAAAACUAAAUCGAUCGGAAUAAAAACUACGGAAUUGAAACCAUUCGAACAUUUUGCUGAUUCAACAAGGAAUUAAUUCUAUAAAGAUUAAAUUCUUAAAAGAAUGAAUGAACUUUUGGAGUACAAAGGAAUUAAGCCUAUGAAUUAAUUCAUAAUGAAUUCGUUAACGGAAUGGUUAAGAUAUACCCCCAUAUGCAUAAACAGUUUAUAAAUUUAUCAAAGGUUUAUGAAACAGAUUUUGUAUGGAAAUUUUGUUUUAUAAACCUUUGAUAAAUUUAUAAACUGUUUAUGCAUAUGGGGGAUAGCUUUUAUUUUGAUGUUGGAAAUGGAAUUAAGAAUUCUUCCGAACCUUUGCCCUGUUUUUACUUAAUUUUCGAAAAUUAUUAAAUUUCGAAAGCAGCAUUUUUGUUAUUUAUUUUUUAAAUAGUAAUAAUAUUCUUUGAAUUAUUACAGAUUAAUUGUAAUAAAUGAACUUGACCAAAAUUAAAAAUUUACUUUCAAACCACUUCCUAUUGGUAAACCUUAUUUUAUUUCAAAAUAAGUAUUUUUAUUCUAUAUUCUAAGAAACAUUUUUAGAAUUUGACAAAAAGAAAUGUUAUUCAAAAUAAAAAACACAGAUUACAACUAGAUAGGUAACAGAGUGCCAAAAUCUUAAGUGUGUUGUCAAAAACGUAAUUCUUGAGAAUGUAAUGAAAAGAGAGUAAUUUUGUUGAAUUUUUUUCAUUGACAUUUCUCUCACCUUCCGUUCUAUAUAUUUAUUCUAUGAUAUAAACCACAGAUUACACAGAUAUGAAUCACAUGAUACCAGUAAUAUGGAAACAGAAACCAAAUAAAAGAAAAUGCCAAAUGAUUCAAUGAAUUGGAACAACUCAAUUCAAUUUGAUCGAAAACUGUAAACCGAAACGGAGUAACUUUUUCAAAAUGAAUUCAUAUAUUUUGAAUUUCUUUAAAUCGAAUUUAUUUACUUUCGAGUAAAUAAACUUUUAUCAAUGUACUAAUCGGGCGACUGGAACCUCAAAUUAUUUUUAAAAUACUCGAUUUACAGAAAUUUAUUACAUUUUUUUUUAUUUAAUUUAAUUUUAUUUAAAGAUUUUCGAAUUUGAGUAAGAAAUUCACAUUUUUUGGUGUUCCGUAAAUCGAAUCUAUAGGGAUUUACUCGUUUUACAUUCGAGUAAACCAGACUGUUUCAAUGUACAAAAACGUGCGGCUUGCAGAACAUCAAUUAUACUUUUUUGAAAAUCGAUCGGUUUCGAUAUCACUCAAUUUACAGAACAGGGGCGAUUAUAUUUAAAAGCUUUCGUUUCAAAAUCAAUGAAAAAAGUUUAAAAUUUUGUUCCAAAAACUUGAAAAUUUUUUAUUGGAAUUUUUUAAUCCUUUUUCUGUGGAAACUUUAAGAAUUUAAAAAAUAAACAACUCUAUUUAAUCAGCUGCGAAUUUAAUUAAGAUGAAAUUCGUUUGUUAUGGACUGUUUUAACGAACUCCUGGAGAGUUUUUUUGUUCCAAAAACUUGAAAAUUUUUUAUUGGAAUUUUUUAAUCCUUUUUCUGUGGAAACUUUAAGAAUUUAAAAAAUAAACAACUCUAUUUAAUCAGCUGCGAAUUUAAUUAAGAUAAAAUUCGUUUGUUAUGGACUGUUUUAACGAACUCCUGGAGAGUUUAUUGGUAACUCAGUUCGAAAUGCUUACAUGUUUUCAAUUCAAAUUUACCGUUUUUACUUUAAAUUCUUUAAUUUUUGCAAUAUUUUAACAAUUUUUAUUUAAUACUUUAAAUUUUAUUUAAUUUCAUUGAAAAAAUCCGCAAACUCUAAAAGAUCAUUAAAAAAAUUUAAAAUUUUUUUCUACAUGUAUUUAAAUAUUAAAUAACAAACUUUAUAUACAUAUAAAGAAGAAGAAAAAACAACAACAAACUAUGUAUUUGUAUACAUAAUAUAUAUAUAUACAUACAUACUAAUUUAUAUAUAAAAAAUGGUUAAACCCUUUAAUUUUAUAACAAACAAAAAAUAUAAGCAAAAAUCUAUAUAUUUGCAAUAAAAAAAUAAUAAAAUUAUUAAUACAAAAGAAACAAAAAAAAAAAUCAAAUAUUUAUAUAUUUUUUAAUAAAUAUCUAAAAAAGAAAAAAAUAUAUAUAAUAAAUGGAAUAUAUAAAAAACAACAUAUUUUUUAAUACAAUCUUAAAUAUAAAGAAAAAUAUAUAUAUGAAGAAAAAACUACUAAAUACUACUUCCCUGCCCUCAUUCACAUAUUAACUAAUAAUUAAUAACAGAAAGAAACAAAUAUAAAAGAAAUAUAAAUAAAAACCCACAAAUACCAGAAAUCCUUAAUUAUAAUUUAAAAACCCGCCUAAAGGUAUAAGAGAGUUUUUUUUUGUAUUAAUUUACCCACAAUAUUUAAAUUUUAAUUUAAAGCCGAUUUUGAGGGCCUUGAGCUUAAAGAAAAAAGCUUCAACAUAAACAAGAGUCUUUAUUUCUUAUAAUUAUAAAUAUUUUUUUUAAUUUUUAAUCCUUUUUGUUUUAACACAUUUUUUUAACAAAAUAAAACGUGUGUGUGUUUUUUGAAUUAAACAAGUAACAAACAAUUAAUUUAAUUUUGUUUAUUCAUUUUUAAAUUAACUUCAUUAUUUUAACUUAUAUGAUUUUUUUUAAUUUAUAUAAAUAUAUUUUCUAAUUUAGUUAAAAAUUGAAAUAAUAAUUAAAAAAAUAAUAUUAAGUUUUAAGCUUAAACACGAAAAAAAAACAACAAAUUCAGAAAAUCAAAAUGAUAAUAAAGUUUUAAUUUACCACCAAA